Molecule: messenger RNA, 3000 nt
Organism: Fusarium odoratissimum NRRL 54006
Lineage: Eukaryota; Fungi; Ascomycota; Sordariomycetes; Hypocreales; Nectriaceae
Product: alcohol dehydrogenase
Exons: 2
Coding region: 1960-3000 (346 amino acids)
Cellular component (GO): cytosol
Molecular function (GO): glyoxylate reductase (NADPH) activity; NAD binding; hydroxypyruvate reductase [NAD(P)H] activity
Source: RefSeq, a predicted model, not a curated record
AAGAUGCGUAGAUAGACGCGAGAUUGGAUCCAGCGUUAACCACGGCGUAUGAGAUGGCGCGCUUUGUCGAUGGACGUGGUCGAGAUGUAUCGAGCAGCCGUGUUGAGAGUCACGGCUGAGAUGAUGAACCCAACGCUACAAAAUAUCUGCGGCCAAACAACAUGCAGCCAUCGCUCGUUCACACGAUCGCUAUGCCAAGAGUUCGUGAUACCCAGUGCUGCAGCAAACACAUAAGGCGGCGCAGAGAGCAGAAGAGUGAUAGUCGAGCUAUAACCCAGCGUCUUGACAAUAGUAGGAAAGAAGUUGGUAAAGGCUGCUGCUGUGUUGAGACCAAGCUGCAUGAUCCAGAUCAUGUAAAGCGCUGGAUCAGUGAAGGCCAUUUUAGCACCCUCCCAAGCUGAUACAUCAGCUCUGUCAUCUUCCUUGCUGGCAUCUUCGGCCAUACGAAGAACUGCGAUGCGGCGCUCUUCAUCGCUGAGCCAGGCUGUUGUUGCUGGGUAGUCUGGGACGACAAAGUAUGUCACGAUGGCUGCGGGAUAAGUGGCACACCCUUCGAUGAUGACUAGACGGAACUUAGUCGAGUUAUAGAACACUGGAGAGGGGGACAUACAGAGCCAUCGCCAGUUGGCUAAGCCGGCCUUACCAUCCAUGCCAGCCAUGAUGGCACUUCCGAGAAGACCGCCAAAUGCACCAGCCAUCUGACCAGCUGCAUACAGAACCGAGAUACGAACUGCGAGUUCUUUCUUGGUAUACCAUGAACUAAACAAGAACAAAGCACCAGCUAUUCCAGUCAGACAAAUUCUCAUCAUCGAAAAGAGUGAGUAACUUACGAAAGAACGGUGCUUCUACAAAUCCAAGGAUGAAUCUCAAAGCUAUCAUUCCAUGAUAACUUUGCACAGCACCGGUGCAAGCACUAACAGUGGCCCAGCAGACCAUGAUACAAGGCUACCAAUCCAAGUUAGCAUUGUGAAAUAACGUGCCUACCAAACACUUGACUCGGAAACAUACCAAAAAGAUCGACGGUCGCAUCUUGUUUAGGAUCAUGUUAGUGGGUACCUGAGUCAGGAUGUAACCCACAAAAAAGAUGCUGAUGACGGUGUUGUACUGCUCGGCCACAAGACCGAUGUCUUCUUCGAAAUUACCGAGACGGGCGGUAGCAAUGUUGUUGCGGUCGAGAUAGUUGAGGAUGUCUUUCAUAGCGAGGUAUUAGUCUUUGCUGGUAUGAUAAAUGCAGCGAGCACUUACAGAGAAGCAUCAUUAGUGGCAUCAUUCGCUUAUCGAUUCUUCGAACGAGGGCAUUUUCUUUGAUAUCGCGAUUCUCGAUAUUGGCUGUUUCUCCACCGAGAGUCUCCAAAUGGAGUUCCUCGCUUGUCUCUUUGACAUCAGCCAUGAUGACAGACAGUUCUGUUAAUAAAUUGAUCACAAAACUACACUAAUCAACAACGAAAUUGAGAGAUCUUUUCAGGCGUAUUUAUUAACCCCAUCAGCCUGCCCAGACCAAGCAUCGCAUUUCUUGCCGAGAAUUCUACGACCAGAACCUGGGGUACGGGGGAGAUAGUCCGGGGAAACCAAGACGAGCGGGGAAAUAAACCUUGCAACGUAACCCCAUGAAUCAUGUAGAUCUUCAACUUGAACCAAUCCAAGAACAUUCCGAGCCGUUAUCCGAUGAGUGAGAUGCGCUAGGAGGGACGUUUGUUGUGUGUAGCCGAGCCGAGGAGAUGAGCGAGUUGUAUUGGUGAUGGUCAUGUAGUAAUGGCGACAUCCGACCUGCAUGGGAGGGGAUACUGGAAGGAAGACGCGGGGAAUAUGGAGAGCUCAGAGCGAAGAUCGAUAGUGACCCCAGAUUAUUGAUUCUGUUCUUGUGUUGGUAUCAUUUAUAUACCUGCUUUGACAAAAGUGCUGGGGGAUCUCUUGAGAACCAUAUCCCAACCUUCAGACAUUGUCUCUUCAGAUCUCAUUAUGCCUUCAGCCGAAAAGCCCAUAGUCCUCCAUAUUGGAGACCCAAUCAAGUACAACCACGAUCUCUACAAGAAGCUUGAGUCAAAAUUCACCAUCAUCCGCCCCUCGGCGGAAGAACGCCAACGCGGUGCUUUCCUCGAAGCUCUUCGCCAGAAGAAAUGGGGCGAUUUUCAGGCUGUCAUGCGACCCUUUUGGAUCACAGGCGGUGAAAUGGGACGCUGGGACAACGAGCUAAUUCCACUCUUGCCCAAGUCCAUGAAGGUUUACGCAUCAGCUGGUGCUGGAUAUGACUGGGCUGACGUUGACAUCAUGGCCGAAAGCCGUAUCCUUUAUUGUAAUGGAGCAGCUGCUUCGACUGAGGCUGUUUCUGACAUGGCGCUUUACCAUAUCAUUUCUGUGUUUAGGAAUAUGCAGUGGAGUAAUAUGGCUGCGAGAGGCAGUGAAGAGGAGUUUCGAGAUGCACAUGCUCAUACGCAACUCACAGCAUUCAACCCUCGCGGCCACACUCUGGGGAUAAUUGGUCUUGGCAACAUUGGAUACCAGAUUGCUCUCAAGACUCAUAAGGCUCUUGGUAUGCGCAUUGCAUAUUACGACCCCUUCCCCAAACCGCCAGAGCAAGAAGCAGCUAUCGAAGCAACAAACUACCCCAAGCUGGAAGACAUGCUCGCCAUCGCCGACUGUAUCGUCAUAGCUGCCCCCGGUGCAGGUGGAAACAAGAUCCUCGGCCGGGAGGAGAUAUCUAAGAUGAAGAAAGGAUCACGACUUGUUAACGUUGCACGCGGGAGUUUGGUAGACGAAGAAGCUGUGGCUGACGCCAUGGAUUCUGGACACUUGUUUGCAGUGGGCUUGGACGUUUUUGAGGAUGAGCCGAGACCGAAUCCGAGGUUGCAGAAGAUGAGGAAUGCAACUUUGACGUGCCAUACUGCUGGCGGUGCACUUGAUACGUCGAUUGGGUUUGAGAGAUUGGCUAUGGAGAAUGUUAUGGCUGUGUUGGAGGGGAAGGAUGCUAUUACGCCGGUGAACAAGCACCUGUUCAAGUAG